AUGAACGCCUUACUUGAGGACAUACGAAGCGCACUGAGCAGAGGCGACGGGAUUAAGGCUUUGCUUCUCGAUGAGCUCACGCGGAAUGCAAUAAGUCCUGUUAUCUCGCACUCAGAGCUCUUGUCGUAUGACUUUUUUCUUUUUGAAACUAUUUCCAGUGCUCGGCAGCCAAUUGAUGUCUCGUGCAUCGCCAUACUCAGCAAAAACAGCCUGUGCGAUCUCAUCAAGGAAGUGGAAAGACAGACAUACAAAGAGUACUACGUAUUCAUAACAGACGAGCUAUCAGAUGCAGAGAUAGCCAUGAUCGCAAAAAAAGACACAGACGGCGUGAUAAAAGAGCUGCAGGAACUCUACUUUGCUGGAGUGCCUGUGGACAGCCGGUUUGUGAUACUCAAUGGAACUGACCCCCAGGAGGUAGCGCAUUCUCUCUCCUGUUUCCUCAAAGGGCUCAGCAUAGUCCCUGGAAUACGAUAUUUAUUUGGCUCUGAGGUGUGCUAUAAAACAGCUGCUUUCAUUGAAAGUUCGUUUAAAUCAGAUAAAAAAUCAAAUGCUGAUCUUUUGAUUGUCGAUAGAGCCAUGGACUUAUUCACACCCCUGCAGUAUCCGUGGACGUACCAGAGCAUGGCAGCAGAGUAUCUGGAGUACAAGCCGGGCAUGAUCUCCUGGGGAUCGAACAGCCUCUGCAUUUCUCGGGAUGACACUUUUUUCAGUGACUGCAAAUUCAAAGACAUUCAGUACGCAACCGACACACUUAAGAGAUCCCUGGAGGAGGUGAAGGCAUCGCGUGAAGUCGUUGGCGAGUUUGUCACGAAUGUUCGAGAAAGGGCGAGAGAAAGCAGUCGCUUAACUCUGCACCUCAAGGCACUCGGUGAAAUAUCCAGUGCGUGCAUUGAAAACGAUUUUGUGUCCGAGACAAUGGCUGAUUUGAUUGAAGGAGUGCCGCUCGAUCUACUGGAGCAGGUGAGAGAGGCAACAGAGCAGCAGAAAAUAAGACUGGCCUUUGUUGAAUAUUUGUGUGCUGAAGUGCUCCCUCAUAGCAGCAUCCUAGCUCCUUUCUGGAAAGAGAAAAAAGCAAAAUGGAUGCUGUCCGAUGGAUACAAAAACGAAAUAAAAAAAUAUGCAGAGAUGCACUUGAAAGACAGGAAUCUAUGCACCAAACGGCCUGUCUACCAGAAGAACCAGAACAGAAAGCUGGGGUACACUCCAGAGAUAGUAAGAGUUGUGAACAACCUGAAAAACAACAGGCUGAGCAGCAAAAGAUUUCCGAUUAUCAGAGAAAGCCCGCAGGAAAAAAAAAUACUUAUUGUUUUUAUCACAGGCGGUGCCACAUUUAUUGAGUAUAGGUCGCUUGUGCUUCUAUUUAGCGAGCUGUACCCUAAGGAGGAGGUAAUACUGGUCAGCGAUAAACUCGUCACUGGAAAGAGCUUUGUUUCUGACAUUCUGAAGGAGAUGCCCAGUAGUUCUAGCGGGCUUAAUAAUAAAAAAUGUGCAAACUAG
Molecule: messenger RNA, 1497 nt
Organism: Nematocida minor
Lineage: Eukaryota; Fungi; Microsporidia
Product: vacuolar protein sorting-associated protein 45
Exons: 1
Coding region: 1-1497 (498 amino acids)
Biological process (GO): vesicle-mediated transport; intracellular protein transport
Source: RefSeq, a predicted model, not a curated record